UAAAAGUGAACGAACUUCCUACAGUAUUUCUAUGACUGUACCAGCGAUUUGAAAGUUUCUUCGUACCAUCUUCAUGAAGAAGGUGUUACAUUUCUUCAAGGUUCGGUUUCUUACAUUUCUUACAUUCCGUGAAACGUUCGAGAAAAGAAUUCUUGAAAAAAAAAAAAAGAGGAAAACGAGCAUAAUUAGCCAAAAAUAGGCUUCUUAAUCUUAAAAUAGGCUUUCAUGUUCAACCAUCAAAAUUGCUCGCUCUGACUUUUAAGUUUAAACGAGGGCCAAGUGUUUUAUAAAUACAAAGUAUCAUUCUCAUAAAUUGAUCUUAUCUGUGACGUACGAGCCAUGUGAAACUGGUUUUCUUGGUAGAUCAAGAGCCGACACACUUACUUUUCUGCCAAGCCAAUAAUUAUAAGAAAUAUAAGUGUAAUACUACAAAUAUAACAAAUCAAUUAUACCGAAUGUACAAGGAGAUAGACGAUGUUGAAUCAGAAUUAUUAGAAUGCCAAAAAGAAUGUGCAACUACCGAGAUAGAAAUAUAUAAUGUGAAUCAAUUGAAAAAUAAGGGGACAUAUGUAUUGGAAAAUAUGAAGAGAAGAUACAAUGACUUAGAGGAAGAAUUAAAGGAAGUUCAUUGUAAUUACUUAAAAUGCAUUGAGAAGACAAACAAUGAGACUAUUCAACAGAAAAUUGAUUCAUUAACAUUGCAGAGAGAUAAUUUGAGAAGAGAAUUAGAAGAAUUAAAUAAAGCAGCAGACGAAAAUAAUAAAAAAAUAAUGGCAGUGAAAAAGAUGAUUAAAAUUCAAGAGAAGAAAAAUAUGGCGCUAAUACGAAGAUUGAAAAAAUUUCAGAUAACGCCAGAUUUAAAUGAUAGAGUAAAUAUGAUCCUAACUGAUCCCAGACUUACCAAACAAAAAAAUUCUAAUUAAAAUAAAUUCUGUACAAGUAAUAAAA
This is a messenger RNA of Bombus huntii, 948 nucleotides long. RefSeq lists its product as uncharacterized. Lineage: Eukaryota; Metazoa; Arthropoda; Insecta; Hymenoptera; Apidae. The transcript has 3 exons. Bases 456 to 923 code for a protein of 155 amino acids. The record is from RefSeq and is a predicted model, not a curated record.